AUAAUAUUUGACAAUGAUGUUUGUCCAUGAUUGGCAACCAAACGUACCGGCCCCGACGCCGGACUGCCAUUCGUGAAUCCGCCUGAGCUGAGAGUAUCGAAUUUGAAAGGACUCGAAAGUCAAAAUCAUGGACGUCAGUCCUCCGUCGUUCCAUCCUGAUUCCUGAUCCAAGCCGAGUGAUAUCCUGCUUCUGCUGUCCAGAGGCAAGGGUGGAAGAACAUAUAACAAUGGCGGAGGGCACUGAGGAGGCUCAAUCCAUUAACGGAGAAGCAGGAAAACCCACCCUCAGUCUCAAUGUCGGUUCCAUCUGCGGCUUCGAAUCUCUUCAUCGCCUCCUCAGUUCGUCCCUGGAACCUCAAGUCUUCGAGGAAGUCAGCCGCUUGCUUCUUGGGCUGAACUGUGGAAGAACAGUUGAAUCCAUUGCUCUGCCAGCAUCUGCCAAAGCUCUCUCUUCAAAACAUGAUUUUGACCUCCAGGCUUUCCAUUUUCGUGCUGACAAAGAGGUACUGAGGGAACCUCGAAUAGUUAGGGUUGGUCUAAUUCAGAACUCUAUUGCUGUUCCCACAACUGCACCUUUUCUGGAUCAAAAAAGGGCCAUCUUUGAGAAACUGACGCCCAUCAUUGAUGCAGCAGGUGCCUCAGGAGUGAAUAUAUUAUGUUUGCAAGAGGCAUGGAUGAUGCCAUUUGCAUUUUGUACACGGGAGAAGAGGUGGUGUGAAUUUGCAGAGCCUGUUGAUGGAGAAUCAACACAAUUUAUUCAAAACUUGGCACGGAAAUAUAACAUGGUUAUUGUAAGUCCAAUUCUUGAGAGGGAUGUAAAUCAUGGUGAAACUAUCUGGAACACUGCUGUUAUAAUUGGAAAUCAUGGUAACAUUAUUGGCAAGCAUCGGAAGAACCAUAUACCUAGAAUUGGGGACUUCAACGAAAGCACAUACUACAUGGAAGGAAACACCGGGCAUCCUGUGUUUGAGACAGCAUAUGGGAAAAUAGCUGUUAACAUAUGUUAUGGAAGGCACCAUCCUUUGAACUGGUUAGCCUUUGGCUUGAAUGGUGCAGAGAUUGUUUUCAACCCAUCUGCUACUGUUGGUGAACUCAGCGAACCUAUGUGGCCCAUUGAGGCCCGUAACGCUGCUAUAGCAAACAGUUACUUCGUUGGGUCAAUCAACCGUGUUGGGACUGAGAUCUUCCCAAAUCCAUUUACUUCUGGAGAUGGAAAGCCUCAACAUUGCGAUUUUGGCCAUUUCUAUGGAUCCAGCUAUUUUUCAGCGCCUGAUGCUUCUUGCACGCCAUCCCUCUCCCGUAACAGGGAUGGGUUAAUGAUAUCAGACAUGGAUCUUAAUCUCUGCAAGCAGCUGAAAGACAAGUGGGGGUUCCGAAUGACUGCUCGGUAUGAGCUGUAUGCAGAGAUGCUUGCCCGUUAUGUGAAGCCAGACUUUGAGCCCCAGCUCGUUUCUGAUCCUUCGUUGCUCAAAUAGCCUUCUGAAGUUCCAGGUAUGAAUUAUUGUUUAUAUUCAAAAUACACAGCUGGACAUGAAAUAUAAUGGGAAAUAAGUGUCCUUUGGUGUUUCCGGUUGCAAAUAACUGCAUGUUAACCUUCAGUUUGUGUAUUUAGACUGGGAUCAACACUAGUAAGAUCAUUUGAACGUAGUUUGAAUAAUGAGAUGAAGAUUUUAUCA
This is a messenger RNA of Malania oleifera, 1676 nucleotides long. Its product is annotated as beta-ureidopropionase. Gene Ontology annotation, molecular function: beta-ureidopropionase activity. Bases 228 to 1475 code for a protein of 415 amino acids. The transcript is spliced from 6 exons. The record is from RefSeq and is a predicted model, not a curated record. Lineage: Eukaryota; Viridiplantae; Streptophyta; Magnoliopsida; Santalales; Ximeniaceae.